AUGAAGUUUUCUGGAUUUCUGAGCAUCCUCGUGGUGCUUGGCCUGUUUGCAAACAUCCAGGGACUUGGCCUGACUGACUUGCUCUUUCCCAGGAGAUGCCCCCGAUUCCGAGAGCACUGCGAACUCAAAGAAAGGGACCUCUGCUCCAGGGACAGGGAUUGCCAGAGGAAAGAGAAGUGCUGUCUCUUCAACUGUGGAAAGAAAUGUUUAGACCCUCAACAAGAUAUAUGCAGCCUGCCGAAGGACUCUGGCUACUGUUUGGCUUAUUUCCCUCGCUGGUUUUAUAAUAAAGAAAACAGCACGUGCCAGCUCUUCAUCUAUGGUGGCUGCCAGGGGAACAACAACAACUUCCAAUCCCAAAGCCUAUGCCAGAACGUCUGCCAAAAAACAAAAACAUGCCCCAGAGUCAGAAUCAAGUGCGAAAUUGAAGAAAGAAAUGAAUGCACAAGGCACAGACACUGUCCCAACAAGAAGAGAUGCUGCAUGUUCAGCUGUGGCAAGAAAUGCUUAGACCUCAAACAAGGUACCUCUCUGACCUCUGAGCUGCCCCCAUCCUCCUGCUUUCUCUUCUCCCCACCCCUUCAUGAGGGCUGGUGUUCACCGAGACCCCCAUGGCACCGUCUACCUGAUGCAGAUCUUGCAGGUACUAGCCACGGAGACCUGUCCUGA
Microtus oregoni (creeping vole) is the source of this 669-nucleotide messenger RNA. RefSeq names its product eppin-like. The coding region runs from base 1 to 669 and encodes 222 amino acids. The transcript is spliced from 4 exons. Gene Ontology annotation, molecular function: serine-type endopeptidase inhibitor activity. Gene Ontology annotation, cellular component: extracellular region. Gene Ontology annotation, biological process: negative regulation of peptidase activity. The record is from RefSeq and is a predicted model, not a curated record. Lineage: Eukaryota; Metazoa; Chordata; Mammalia; Rodentia; Cricetidae.